UGUGAGGAAGGGUUAGAAAAUGAGUGUUCAAAGGGAUCUGUCUAUACUUUUGAUGGAAUAGAUUUUGAUGGCACAGUUACUAAGGGAGGAUACUCAAGUUACAUUGUUGUUCAUGAAAGGUACUGCUACAAAAUUCCCGAAAGCUACCCUCUUGCCUUGGCAGCGCCUUUGUUGUGUGCUGGAAUUACUGUGUACACUCCUAUGAUACGGCAUAACAUGAACCAACCCGGCAAGUCUUUAGGUGUGAUUGGACUAGGUGGUCUUGGUCACUUGGCUGUGAAGAUUGGGAAAACUUUUGGGCUUAAAGUAACUGUUUUCAGCACCAGUAUAUCAAAGAAAGAUGAAGCUCUGUCUCUUCUUGGAGCUGACAAUUUUGUGAUCUCAACUGAUGAACAUCAGAUGGCGGCACUGUCUAAAACAUUUGACUUCCUGAUUAACACCGCAUCUGGAGAUAUCCCAUUUGAUCUGUACUUGUCGCUGUUGAAAAUUGCUGGUGUUCUUGCUAUGGUGGGGUUCCCAAGUGAAGUGAAAUUUAGUCCUGCUAGCCUAAAUAUUGGUAUGAAAUGCAUUUCUGGGAGCAUAACUGGCGGAACGAAACUGACACAAGAGAUGCUAGAGUUCUGUGCUUCCCACAAAAUAUACCCUGAAAUUGAGAUAAUUCCAAUCCAGUAUGUCAAUGAGGCUCUAGAGAGAUUAGUAAAAAAGGAUGUCAAAUAUCGUUUCGUGAUUGAUGUUGGGAGCUCCCUCAAACAGGAUGGAUGAAUGUGGGCAUCUGCAGUUGUUGAUAUGUUUUGGGUUAGUUGCAAAGAAAGUUGAUGUUCCUUUCACUUGGUAUUUUAUUUCUAUGUAAUGGAAGUUCAAUAAAAGGCCAUCAUAGUCUUGAUUGAUGAAAAAAAAAA
This is a messenger RNA of Cuscuta epithymum, 899 nucleotides long. Lineage: Eukaryota; Viridiplantae; Streptophyta; Magnoliopsida; Solanales; Convolvulaceae. The record is from the annotation of a GenBank genome assembly.